Diceros bicornis minor is the source of this 4054-nucleotide messenger RNA. It is a transcript of the gene SLC12A4, whose product is annotated as solute carrier family 12 member 4. Gene Ontology annotation, biological process: chloride transmembrane transport; chloride ion homeostasis; potassium ion homeostasis. Gene Ontology annotation, cellular component: membrane. The transcript has 24 exons. Gene Ontology annotation, molecular function: potassium:chloride symporter activity. Lineage: Eukaryota; Metazoa; Chordata; Mammalia; Perissodactyla; Rhinocerotidae. Bases 331 to 3573 code for a protein of 1080 amino acids. The record is from RefSeq and is a predicted model, not a curated record.
AAAUAAAAGCUCCAAAAAAGUGCAUCUGGCUCCUUUCUGCAAGGUUUCCUGGGAGCCAAAAUACUGUUUAACCAGCCUGGAGGGUGGUAGGCCAUGCACGUAGUCUGGGGCAAGCAGCCGGGAUGUGGGGACAGGGAAGCCAACAAGCGGCUCCUGCCAGCAACACGUAUCCGGCCUAGCUUUUGUAGACGACCCUAGACGGCUCCUUGCGCCCGCUUCCGCACACUGGACAGUCUCCUGCUUGCCUGUCCUCCCAGCAUGCCCCGGGCUGCCCUCCAGGACGCCCCCGCGCGGUGCAUGGUGGGGUAGCUAGCAGGCGGCCUGCUGGCGAUGACGGCACAAGGCGCCCUGUGUGGCUUCAUCUAUCUGGAGGGCAGCACCCGGGAGGGCCCGGAGGACACCGAGCCUUUGACGCCCGGGACACUGGGACAUGGCAACCACAAAGAGAACAGUCCUUUCCUUUGUCCAGUGGAGGCUUCCAGAGGAAGUGACUACUAUGACAGGAACCUGGCUCUGUUUGAGGAAGAGCUGGACAUCCGCCCAAAGGUAUCAUCUCUUCUGGGCAAGCUCGUCAGCUACACCAACCUCACACAGGGUGCCAAGGAACAUGAGGAGGCUGAGAGUGGGGAGGGUACCCGCCGAAGACUAGCCAAGGCACCCAGCAUGGGUACCCUCAUGGGGGUGUACCUGCCCUGCCUGCAGAAUAUCUUCGGGGUUAUCCUCUUCCUGCGGCUGACCUGGAUGGUGGGCACAGCUGGUGUGCUGCAGGCCCUCCUCAUUGUGCUCAUCUGCUGCUGCUGUACCCUGCUGACGGCCAUCUCCAUGAGCGCCAUUGCCACGAAUGGCGUGGUUCCAGCUGGGGGCUCCUAUUUCAUGAUCUCCCGCUCACUGGGUCCAGAAUUUGGAGGUGCUGUGGGCCUGUGCUUCUACCUGGGAACAACAUUUGCAGCAGCCAUGUACAUCUUGGGGGCCAUUGAGAUCUUGCUGACCUACAUUGCCCCGCCGGCUGCCAUUUUUUACCCAACAGGCGCUCACGACACAUCGAGUGCCACCUUGAACAAUAUGCGGGUGUAUGGGACCAUUUUUCUGACCUUCAUGACCCUGGUGGUGUUUGUUGGUGUCAAGUAUGUGAACAAAUUUGCCUCGCUCUUCCUGGCCUGUGUGAUCAUCUCCAUCCUCUCCAUCUACGCUGGCGGCAUCAAGUCUAUUUUGGACCCUCCCGUGUUUCCGGUAUGCAUGCUGGGCAACAGGACCCUGUCCCGGGACCAGUUUGACGUCUGUGCCAAGACGGCCGUGGUGGAUAAUGAGACAGUGGCCACCCGGCUGUGGAGCCUCUUCUGCCACAGCCCCAACCUCACCACUGACUCCUGUGACCCCUACUUCCUGCUCAACAAUGUGACCGAGAUCCCUGGCAUCCCUGGUGCAGCUGCCGGUGUGCUCCAGGAAAACCUAUGGAGCGCCUACCUGGAGAAGGGUGAGGUCGUGGAGAAGCACAGGCUGCCCUCCACAGAUGCCCUUGGCCUGAAGGAGAGCCUCUCCCUGUAUGUGGUGGCUGACAUCGCCACAUCCUUCACCGUGCUGGUGGGCAUCUUCUUCCCCUCCGUAACAGGCAUUAUGGCUGGCUCAAACCGCUCUGGGGACCUCCGUGAUGCCCAGAAGUCGAUUCCAGUGGGGACCAUUCUGGCCAUCAUUACAACCUCCCUUGUGUACUUCAGCAGUGUGGUUCUCUUUGGCGCCUGCAUCGAGGGUGUAGUACUCCGGGACAAGUACGGUGACGGCGUCAGCAGAAAUCUGGUGGUGGGCACAUUGGCCUGGCCUUCACCGUGGGUCAUCGUUAUCGGCUCCUUUUUCUCAACUUGUGGUGCCGGCCUACAGAGCCUCACUGGGGCACCACGCCUGUUGCAAGCCAUUGCCAAGGACAACAUCAUCCCCUUCCUCCGGGUAUUUGGCCACGGGAAGGCAAAUGGUGAACCAACAUGGGCACUUCUCCUGACAGCACUCAUCGCCGAGCUGGGCAUCCUCAUCGCCUCCCUCGACAUGGUGGCCCCCAUUCUAUCCAUGUUCUUUCUGAUGUGUUACCUGUUUGUGAACCUGGCCUGUGCUGUGCAGACUCUCCUGAGGACCCCCAACUGGCGGCCCCGGUUCAAGUACUAUCACUGGGCGCUGUCCUUCCUGGGCAUGAGCCUCUGCCUGGCCCUUAUGUUUGUCUCCUCCUGGUACUAUGCCCUGGUCGCCAUGCUCAUCGCAGGCAUGAUCUACAAGUACAUUGAGUACCAAGGGGCUGAGAAGGAGUGGGGUGACGGGAUCCGAGGCCUAUCCCUGAGCGCCGCCCGCUAUGCACUGUUGCGGCUAGAGGAGGGGCCUCCACACACGAAGAACUGGCGGCCUCAGCUGCUGGUGCUCCUGAAGCUAGACGAGGACCUUCACGUGAAGUACCCACGGCUCCUCACCUUUGCCUCCCAGCUUAAGGCUGGCAAGGGCCUGACCAUCGUCGGUUCUGUCAUCCAAGGCAGCUUCUUGGAGAGCUAUGGCGAGGCCCAGGCAGCUGAGCAGACAAUCAAGAACAUGAUGGAGAUUGAGAAAGUGAAGGGCUUCUGCCAGGUGGUAGUAGCCAGCAAAGUGCGUGAGGGACUGGCCCACCUUAUCCAGUCUUGCGGCCUGGGUGGCAUGAGGCAUAACUCCGUGGUGCUGGGCUGGCCCUAUGGCUGGCGACAGAGUGAGGACCCACGUGCCUGGAAGACCUUUAUUGACACCGUGCGCUGCACCACGGCUGCCCAUCUGGCCCUGCUCGUGCCCAAGAACAUCGCCUUCUACCCCAGCAACCAUGAGCGCUACCUGGAAGGCCACAUCGACGUGUGGUGGAUUGUACAUGACGGUGGCAUGCUCAUGCUUUUGCCCUUCCUGCUGCGCCAGCACAAGGUUUGGAGGAAGUGCCGGAUGCGCAUCUUCACGGUGGCCCAGAUGGACGACAACAGCAUCCAGAUGAAGAAAGAUCUAGCCGUCUUCCUAUACCACCUACGCCUUGAGGCAGAGGUGGAGGUGGUGGAGAUGCAUAACAGUGACAUCUCUGCAUAUACCUACGAGCGCACACUGAUGAUGGAGCAGCGGUCACAGAUGCUGCGGCAGAUGCGGCUGACCAAGACUGAGCGGGAACGAGAAGCCCAGCUGGUCAAGGACCGGCACUCAGCCCUUCGGCUAGAGAGCCUGUACUCGGACGAGGAGGAUGAGUCUGCAGCUGGGGCUGACAAGAUCCAGAUGACAUGGACACGAGAUAAGUACAUGGCAGCAGAGCCCUGGAACCCCAGCCACGCCCCUGACAACUUCCGGGAGCUGGUGCAUAUUAAGCCGGACCAAUCCAAUGUGCGGCGCAUGCACACCGCCGUGAAGCUCAAUGAAGUCAUUGUCACACGCUCCCAUGACGCCCGCCUGGUCCUACUGAACAUGCCUGGCCCACCUAAGAACAGCGAGGGUGAUGAGAAUUACAUGGAGUUCCUGGAGGUGCUGACCGAGGGCCUUGAGCGGGUCCUGUUGGUGCGUGGCGGUGGCCGUGAAGUCAUCACCAUCUACUCCUGAGCCCAGUACAACCUUGUGGCCUAGAGUGGAGGUGUCCAGGGUAAAGGCCUCCUUCUGGCACCCACUCGUCAGCCCUGCUUUGCCUGGCCCUGCCCUGGACCCAACUUUGCUAGGUCUUCUUGGAGACUGCGACUGGGCCAGGCAAUGGAGAUGGAUCCAAGGUCCUGCAGGACCCUAAGAGGUUUGGGGACUUUCCCAUCCAGCACUCCAGGAGGCCUGCCCUGGCUGGAUAAGACUGGUGGGGGCUGAUGUGGGGUUUGAAGGCAGCCGGUGCAGGAGUGCUAUUUAUUGCAUAUUUAUUGUUCAGAUGUUACCAUCAGAGAGGAGGGGAAGGGUGACAAGGGAAGGGGUCUGGCCCAGCCCACUUGCAGGAAGACCUGGCUUAGGCUACUGUGGGCAGGGACCCCCACCAAGCCCAGCCAAAGGGAGCCAGCCAGCUGAGGCCUGACUUUUUUCAAUAAAACAUUGUGCACUUCUGGGC